Umbelopsis ramanniana AG is the source of this 4130-nucleotide messenger RNA. RefSeq lists its product as uncharacterized. The record is from RefSeq and is a predicted model, not a curated record. Gene Ontology annotation, cellular component: plasma membrane. Gene Ontology annotation, biological process: post-Golgi vesicle-mediated transport; intracellular protein transport; phospholipid translocation. The transcript is spliced from 2 exons. Bases 157 to 4104 code for a protein of 1315 amino acids. NCBI's taxonomy places the organism in Eukaryota, Fungi, Mucoromycota, Umbelopsidomycetes, Umbelopsidales, Umbelopsidaceae. Gene Ontology annotation, molecular function: ATP binding; ATP hydrolysis activity; ATPase-coupled intramembrane lipid carrier activity.
UAUUUUAUUUUGGGACCUUGUGUGCCUGCGUUGCUUGCGGAUCCACACCCUUAUUUUUUUUCCUCCUCCCUCACUAUUUAUUCUGCUCUCUUUCCUCUUCUCUUGCUUUCUUCCUUUUUACUCUUCUUUUCAUAAGCUACCUUCAUCUUGACUAACAUGAAGGAUGCUGCUUCUCCUCUGGCUCACGCUGGUGCAGAGGAAUGGAAAGAUCCCGAAGUUUUAACUCCUCUCAUAACUCAACACCCAAAUUGGUCCACUUCGUUUGCCGAAACGGUGGUAGACAGAGAAUCGUUACGAACCACCUACAUGAAGCCUACCAAAGGGUCAUGGUACUCCUCUUUGUUGAGGCUGUUUCGUCGAAAGCGUGGUCAAGCCGACAUUCGCAACCGUACCAUUCAGCUUUCCCCAACUAUCCAAUUUCCGCUCAUUGAUCCAGCCACUGACCGGCCGUUUGUAUCCAAUAGUAUCACGACCACUCGAUACAACUUAUUCGAUUUCCUACCCAAACAAUUGUACGCACAAUUUUCCAAAGUCGCCAAUCUGUAUUUUUUAUUUGUGGCCAUUAUACAGAUGGUUCCAGGUUGGAGUCCAACAGGCCAGUUCACAACAAUUCUCCCACUUGCUAUCUUCACGUCGAUUGCUAUGGCGCGUGAAGGAUACGAUGAUCUUAGACGAAAAAGAGCCGAUCAGACAGAGAAUAACGCCAAAGCACAAGUGUUACGAGUAUACCGAUCUCCCACUAGUGUAACCGCGGUAUGGCAGCAAGUGACAUGGAAAGAGGUGCACGUGGGAGAUUUCGUUAAAAUAGAGCAAAACGAUUGGAUUCCAGCGGAUUGCAUACUUCUGUACAGUCCAAAUGAAGAGGCUUGUGGCUAUGUCGAGACAGCGGCAUUGGAUGGCGAGACCAAUCUGAAAAAGCGCCACGCAGUCGUCACUGACAAUCAAUUUAGUACGCCUGAAUCACUUGCUCAACUAGAAGCCAUUAUCUCAACAGAACUUCCCAACGCUGACCUUAAUAAUUUCAAUGGUCAUAUGCAAAUAACAACCAACAACUCCAUCUGUCCUCUGACAAUGGAGAACCUCUUUCUGAGAGGAACUGUCCUACGCAACACUUCUUUUGUGCAUGGAGUCGUCGUGUUCACUGGUGAAGAGUCCAAAAUUAGAAUGAACCUCAGCCGCAAUGUUCCGACCAAAGCCCCCUCACUACAGCAUAUGGUCAAUCGAGUCGUCAUUGCUAUAUUCGCAUUUGUGAUCGCUCUGGCAAGUACUUGUGCCGCCUUGGCCUUCCACUGGCAAGCCGUCCAUCAAAGUACCGCUUGGUACCUUCUCGGCCAUGCCAGAGAUCAAGCCAGUGUGGUGUUUCAAUUUGUUAUUUUAUUCAACACCAUGAUACCAAUAUCUCUUUAUGUCACAAUGGAAAUGAUCAAGCUCGUGCAGGCAUGGCUCAUAUCAAAUGACGUAGACAUGUAUCACGAAGAAACCGAUACUCCACCUACAGCUCAUACCAGCACUAUUAACGAAGAGUUGGGCCAAGUCGAUUUUAUAUUUUCGGACAAGACCGGUACUUUGACCGAAAAUUUAAUGUUGUUCCGCAAGCUUAGCUGUGGUGGCUGGGCGUAUUUACACGAUGUAGACUUGAUCCCAAAGGAAGCGAAGGAAAUUGAAGCCAUUCAAACCAUUGCUCAGAAAGUCCAUCGAAGUGCCACCAAAGUGAGCCGAUCAAGCUUGUCCCAUAGUUUACGACGCAGUUUGCAGACAUCUGGGGAAGAACUCAUCGAAACCGACGAUCUGGAGGAAUCCAUGGUACUUACCGAACUUCAAGCGGCUCCCAGACUCAGAGUGUCCACUGAAAUUCCCAAGACGGCGGACAUGAUGGCAUCCAUCGCACGUAAUAGUCAUGGAAUGUUGCAACAACGCUUACAGUUCUUUUUACUCGCUAUUUCACUUUGUCAUACCGUCAUUCCACAAAUCGAUCACGAGACCGGUCAAGUGAAUUAUCAAGCCGCUUCCCCUGAUGAAUUUGCUCUGGUGAAUGCUGCAAAGCAAUUGGGUUAUGUUGUCGUUGAACGUACCAUGAGACAUGUAACUCUCAAGUCUCCACAAUCCGAUCAACCGAUUCGUUUCGACAUUCUCAACGUCCUCGAAUUUUCCAGCAAGCGCAAGCGCAUGUCGAUUAUUCUCAGGAUGCCAGACAAUCGUAUCGUUUUAUUCUGCAAAGGAGCGGAUUCUAUAGUGUUGGAAAGGUCUAUUCUUCCAGAACAACUUGUUUCACCUGUUUCGCCUGUCGAUUCUAAACAAUCGGCUUCACACCUUUAUACCUUUGAGCCCACCUCUGUCCAACACAAUGAGUACAACUUUCAUGAUGUGCCAGUCGAAGAAGAGCAUUGGGAGUACGCGCGCACCGUUCAUCAUAUUCAACAAUUUGCGACUGAAGGACUUCGAACACUUUUGUAUGCUCACCGAUUCAUGACCCAAAAAGAAUAUGAUGAUUGGAAUGUUGAAUACACUAAAGCAACCCUAGCCAUUGAUGGCAGGGAAACCAAGCUUGAAGAGGUAGGGGAAAAGAUAGAAAUCGGAUUGCGGAUCACCGGUGCUACGGCCAUAGAAGACAAGCUGCAGGAAGGAGUAGCAGAUUCCAUUGACCGCAUUCGCAGGGCCGGAAUGAGAAUGUGGAUGUUGACCGGCGACAAACGAGAAACCGCUAUCAACAUUGGUUACUCGUGUAGUUUGAUCAAAAACGAGUCUCGACUUAUUCAUCUCGAAGCUGGUCCUCAACUUGAAUCGGUUAUCAUGCAGGCUCUGGAUGAUAUACAGAAUGGUCGUGCUCCUGACGCUGUUCUUAUUAUUGAUGGUAUUGCACUUUCCACCAUUGAGAAUAACAAGCCUGUUUUGGCCAUGUUUUGCCAACUCGGUUGUCUUUGCCAAUCGGUCAUUUGCUGUCGGGUCAGUCCAAGUCAAAAGGCUUUGGUCGUCAAGGCUACGCGAGCCACUGCACCCAGAGCAGUGACUUUGGCCAUCGGCGAUGGUGCAAAUGAUUGUGCUAUGAUUCAAGAGGCUCAUGUUGGUAUCGGUAUUGCUGGCAAAGAAGGCAUGCAAGCGGCUCGUGCUUCCGAUUACUCCAUUGGUCAAUUCCGAUUCUUGUGUAAAUUACUACUUGUUCACGGUCAUUGGUCUUAUAUCCGAGUCUCCAAGUUUACCUUGGGAACGUUUCUCAAAUGCAUGACUUUUUACCUGACGCAAGGCAUUUUCCAACUUUGGACAGGUUUUUCAGGAACGUCGCUUUACGAAAGCUGGUCUCUAUCAUUUUACAACACGCUGUUUUCAUCUCUGCCGGUGAUGAUGAUUGGUGUCUUUGAAAAAGACUUGCGAGCUUCCACUCUCAUUGCUAAUCCUCAUCUCUACAAAAUGGGUCAGCGUAGAGGAGCAUUCAACUUUUAUAUCUUUGCAAAAUGGAUCAUGUCAGCUUGGUGGUAUGCUGCAUGUAUUGUUUUGAUCCCUCUCGCCAUCAACGGGUCUCUCUUCGUCACAAGCGGUUCGCGGCCGCAUAAUGGAGGUCCACAUGAAGCCGCUAUAGCUUCGGUUGCAUUAUUUGAUGGAUCGUAUCAAUUGUACACUUUAGGGCUCACAUUGUACGCUAUUACUGUUAUUGUUGUCACUCUCAAGGUAGCCUACAUUGAGUGUCACACCCAGACUAUCAUUUCGCACCUGGUCGCUUGGGCAGAGAUCGGAUGCUUUGUACUCUAUAAUCUCAUCUAUUCAUACGCCUAUCCCGUCAGCAAAUCUUACGAAUAUGCUGUCAAUGGAGAAUUUGUAAGGUUGCUCAAGACUCCUUUAUUCUGGCUUAUUGUCGUCUUCACCGUUACCGUCGCCAUCGGACCCAGCGUUGUCGGAAAGGCUCUCUCAAACUGGUUCUGGCCAAGCGAGGAAUUCAUCUAUCAAGAGUACGAAAAAGAUUCUCGCCUAGCUCAACUUUGGGAAGCUGAAACGCAACGACAAAUACUAGGCGUAGAGAAGAAGACUAUUAUCAACAACAAUGAAACACAACCAACUUCUACUACUCGAUCUGGUCGUUGGCAACUCCUCAGAUUCAGUCGAAAAUAUUAAUUCAUCCUCACCAUCCGCCUCCCUUU